Messenger RNA from Rosa chinensis, 1763 nucleotides. RefSeq names its product disease resistance-like protein DSC1. NCBI's taxonomy places the organism in Eukaryota, Viridiplantae, Streptophyta, Magnoliopsida, Rosales, Rosaceae. The coding region runs from base 86 to 1636 and encodes 516 amino acids. The record is from RefSeq and is a predicted model, not a curated record. The transcript is spliced from 2 exons. Gene Ontology annotation, molecular function: protein binding.
UCAAUCCCUUGGAUUUCUCAGAAAGCUUAUUUUCCUGAAUCUUAAAGACUGCAAAAGUCUCAAGAGUCUGCCCAGUAGAAUUGAAAUGGAAUCUCUUGAAACAUUAAUUCUUUCUAACUGCUCAAAAGUUAAGAAGAUUCCCAAGUUUGUUGGAAAUAUGGAACGUUUGUCGGUGCUUUAUCUUGAUGAGACUGCCAUUGAGGAACUUCCUAUUUCAAUUGAACGGCUGACUGGCCUUGUGUCAUUGAAUCUAAGCAACUGCAGGAAUCUAUUUUGUCUUCCAAGCACCAUCAAUAAAUUGAAGUCUGUCAAAAAUCUUAAUCUUUCUGGAUGCUUGAAACUCGGCAAACAUCAGCUAAAUGUGGGGGAGAUGGAUUGUUGUGAGGAAACUGAUGUGAAUAGUGGGUCUGCAAUAGAAUUGUCAUCUACCCAUGAUCGCAUAAAAUAUGUAAGACGUUCAAUCUUUCAUGGAUGCAAAGUAGUUUGCCGAUCUUUAAAUAAGUUCUUGCCUUCUGGAUUGGUGCAAAAAGUGAGUUUCCGCUUGCCUAUAUCUGGUCUGUGUAAUCUAACAUAUCUGAACCUGAGUAAUUGCAAUCUUGGUGAAGGAGCAUUUGCCAACGAAUUUGGUUACUUUCCCUCUUUGGUGACCUUGAAUCUAAGUGGGAACAAUUUUGUUCGUCUUGCUUCAGGCAUUGGAUUGCUUUCUAAGCUUGAGAACUUUAACUUGGAGAAUUGCAAGAGACUUCAAGAGUUAUCAGACCUUCCAGCAAAUAGUAUACUAGAUUUAAGGGCAGAUGGUUGUACUUCACUGAAAUACUUGUUUGAUGCAUCAAAUUUGAACAGAUUAAACAAAUCAUAUUUCAAUUUCAUCAAUUGCUUCAAUCUAAAUGGCAAUCAAGGAUGCAAUAACAUAGCAUUCGAAAUGCUGAAGACAUUCAUGUAUCAGGGAAUCUCUAAUAACGGGGAAACUUUUCAAAUUGUAAUUCCUGGAAGUAGUAUUCCUGAGUGGUUCAGCCAUCAGAGUGUUGGGUGUUCUGUAAGUGUUUCUCUACCUGCACAUUGGAAUAACAGUCGGGUUUUGGGAUUUGCUUUGUGUGCUGUUUUUGUACUCCAUGAACACCAUCGGGUGGAUAAGCUUUAUACUGAUGAAUUCAAGACUUUUAAUGCAACACAUCAUCUUGUAUGUUGCCUGAAGCUCGAUGGAAGAGAAUUGGAAGUAUAUGGUAGACAACCUGCAUUUCGCUUUAGUGAAGAAUUUUGCAAGGUUAAGUUCGAUCACCUGUGGCUAUUCUAUGUAUCUCGUGAAAAAUACUUCGGUACAGAGUGGUGGCAUAACAGUUGCAGUCAGUUUGAGUUCUUAUUUGAAACCAGAGGGCCAGGUCUGAAGGUGAAGGAGUGUGGAGUCCGUCUGAUAUAUGAGCAAGAUGUGCAAGAGUUGAACCAAACAACCAGUCAAUCAAGCAGUGGGAUGUCUCCUUAUGAGGAUAUAUUGAUUGAUUUUGACAUUCCAGUUUCAGGGGAAACCAGUGGCAGUGGUAGCAGAACUAAGGACUUUCUGAUCCCACGCUUGAAGAAUUAUAGGACUGGCAGAAAUAUAGGGGAUCCACCACUGGCCACUCUGAAAGACCAUAAUUAAGGACUUUCUGAUCCCAUGGUUGGAAAUGAGUUGCAGAUCAUGAAUGGCCAAUGCCUCCUCUUCUCUCAUUUGAAUUUCUGCAGUAAUCACUUUCUGGAGCUCUCUUGCCUUCAUGUUUUACAGUUAG